AUGCAAUCAACAAUGAAGUUAUUCUGUAUUUUCCUGGUUGUUAUCUUCACUGUGUCGUAAGGUCCUUAGGCUCCUCAGAUGAAAACAACAGAAGGUGCAGAAAGAACACUGAAGCGAUAUUUGGUCCAAGGUUCAUGCAAGUCUGAUUGUAACCCUCGGGAGUUGUGUAAUUACUGUGACACUAAGCACUGAUGUGUGGUGUGUGAAUACCAAAAGCCAAGAGUGGGAGCCUUGACUGCUCCCAAGGCUGCAUCUUAA
Molecule: messenger RNA, 258 nt
Organism: Mesocricetus auratus (golden hamster)
Lineage: Eukaryota; Metazoa; Chordata; Mammalia; Rodentia; Cricetidae
Gene: Defb113
Product: defensin beta 113
Source: RefSeq, a predicted model, not a curated record